Rubroshorea leprosula is the source of this 1423-nucleotide messenger RNA. NCBI's taxonomy places the organism in Eukaryota, Viridiplantae, Streptophyta, Magnoliopsida, Malvales, Dipterocarpaceae. The record is from the annotation of a GenBank genome assembly.
UCCUCCUUCUUUAAAGAAAGACAUGGAGAUUAAGUAUUCCAGCCAUGAACACCCGUCGGUGCUUGCAAAAGAGACGGAUGAUGAAAGCUCAAAAGAUUAUUGCUUUGGAUGUAAGGAAGCAGUAGAAGGUUCCAGCUAUAGUUGUGGCCAGUGCAUCUUUUUUCUUCGUAGGAAAUGUGCCCAGCUACCAGGUCAGAUCUGUCGUCCCUCUCACCCGCAACACACUCUUGUCAUUCUUAAACAUAGUGAAAAGUGGAGGAUUUUUUGCAAUUUCAAUCUUGACAUUAGAUGUGCUAUCCAUUCAUAAUUUGUCAUCGGAGAUUCUCUAAAGCUUCAUCAUUCUAGCCAAGAUGAUCCGGUUAACUUGUUGAACAUAUUGAUCUUGGAAGAAAAAUUGAAGUUUGCUCAAUUAAAUAUAGAAGACCCAUGUCAAGUCCUUUCUACUGGUGUCAUGAUUGAACAUUUUACCUUCACAAGAAAUGUGCAGAAUUGCCCCUUGAGAUCAAACACCCUAGUCACCGAAAACACCCUCUUAUUCUUUUGGUCAAACCCCCACCACAUCGACAAAAUGUUCUUGCCAUUUGUGCAACAUGUCUAUAAUUUGUCUAUUAAUAUUAUAGCUGAAACUCAUGAACAUCCGUUGACCCCUUUUCAGCCACAAUUCAUUCAUUUGCAAUGCAUGUGGAAGUGAUGGAAAUCGGUUUAGCUUUCCUUACAUAUGUUCUAAAUGCAAUUCUACGUUUAGAUUAUUCCUGCUUUGUGCUAACAAACAUGAUGAUCUGAGCCAAUGUUUGUGUGACAUUUGAAGAACAAAGAGAUCUGAAUCAAUGGUUUUAUUAUUGUGUGCCAGUUGCGAUGUUUCUAUUCAUCUUGAUUGUGCGCUUAGGCAAUGCCCAGGCUGGGGAAACCAUUCAAGUAUGCUGUUCAUGAACACCCUGUCACAUUUGUGAAGGCAGAUUUUAACCCUCGCCUAAAUGCAACAAGUGUGAUAAACCUUGUAGAGAUGAUCUAUCCCUUCAAUACUCAAGAUCAGAGUGCCACUACAUAUUCCAGUAGAUGUGUCUAGACGAAAUGUAUCUUCGACAUCAGGACUAAAGAGAUGAAGCUCAUUUUGUUGAGAAAUGGCCUACACAAUGCCUUUCCCAAUCCCAGUGCUUCGAAGUAACCAUUUGGCUAGAGGAACUGAGGAAGUGUCACCAAGUGAAACAAGGAGUUAGAGCAUCAAGCAAAACAUGAGCUAUCCACUGUCAUUCCCCUUGACUCUUUAGGAAGGAUAUAUUUUUGUCGACCCUGAUCAUUUCUUGUGCUGCAUUUGUCCUUGUGCUGCAUUUGUUCGACAAUCCAUUCCUGCAAAUCGUACGUUGAUUCCCUUCAAUCAGUACUUUUUCCAUAUGGUUGAUGAUGGGACAAUGUGACCAUUUAA